CGGCAAAAGUCGGGAACCGGAUCGAGUGUCGCGAGAGUUGAAGGCCUCCUGAGAGUCAGCGUGAGCAGACAGGAGCGACAGAGAUAGAGCCAGAGAUAGAGUGAGAGCAGAUAGAGGAACAAACCGGGCCGAGCCGAGCAAACAUGUCCCCCCGUUACCUUCUCUGCCUGCUGGCGCUCGCCUUCUUCCACAGCUCCGUGGGAGCCGAACAGCGGAAGCUGUCUCCAGACAAUCUGCUGGUCAUCACCGUGGCAACAGAGGAUACGGACGGCUUCAAACGUUUCACGAGGACAGCGCGAGAGUUCAACUACACUGUGAAGGUGCUGGGUCUGGGUGAGGAGUGGAAGGGAGGUGACGUGGCUCGGACAGUGGGUGGAGGUCAGAAGGUGAGAUGGUUGAAGAAGGAGCUGCUGAAGCACUCGGAGGACACAGAGCGCAUCAUCAUGUUUGUGGACAGUUACGAUGUGAUCUUUGCGUCGGGCCCCGAGGAGCUGCUCUCCAAGUUUUCCCGUCUGGGUCACAAAGUGGUUUUCUCAGCUGAGGGUUUCUGCUGGCCUGACCAGCGUCUGGCCUCCAAAUACCCCGAGGUGCGCGCUGGGAAACGCUACCUGAACUCAGGAGGGUUCAUCGGCUACGCUGCCGAGCUCAGCGCCAUCGUCCAGCAGUGGAAGUACAAGGACAGUGACGACGACCAGCUGUUCUACACCAAGAUCUACCUGGACAAGACACAGAGGACCAAGUUCAACAUGACCCUGGAUCAUCGAUCCCGGAUCUUCCAAAACCUGAACGGAGCUGUAGAUGAGGUCGUCCUGAAGUUUGAGAGGGCAAAGGUGAGAGCGAGGAAUGUCGCCUACGACACGCUUCCUGUUGUCAUCCAUGGCAACGGACCCACCAAGCUGCAGCUGAACUACCUCGGUAACUACGUCCCCACGGCGUGGACCUACGAGGGCGGCUGCAGCAUCUGUGACGAUGACCUGAUCUUCUUCAGCGAGGACGAGGAGAUGCCGCUGGUGUACGUCGCUGUUUUCAUCGAGCACGCCACUCCCUUCAUGGAGGAGUUCCUGGAGCGCCUGUCGACCCUGAACUACCCGACAACGAGGAUCCGCCUCUUCAUCCACAACAACGUUGUGUACCACGAGCGCCACAUCCAGAAGUUCUGGGAGCGUCACAGGUCUCUGUUCCCGGACGCCCGGGUGGUCGGACCUGAGGAGAACCUGAAGGAGGAGGAAGCUAGAACCAUGGCUGUCGAGGCGUGCAGGAAGGAUCCAGAGUGUGACUACUACUUCAGCAUCGACUCCGACGUGGCUCUGACGAACUCCGACACCCUGAGGAUCCUGAUAGAGGAAAACAAGUCCGUCAUAGCACCCAUGCUGUCCAGACACGGGAAGCUGUGGAGUAACUUCUGGGGCGCGCUGAGCCCUGAGGGAUUCUACUCCAGAUCUGAAGAUUACAUCGAGAUCGUCCAGGGCAAGAGGGUAGGUCUGUGGAACGUGCCGUACAUCACUCAGGCGUACAUGAUCAAAGGCAGCGUGCUGCGGACCAAACUGUCUCAGGUGAGCCUCUACAUGGACGAGGGGGGCAUGGACGCCGACAUGGUGUUCUGCAGGAGCAUCCGAGACCAGGGAGUCUUCAUGUACGUGUCCAACCGGGACGAGUUUGGCCGCUUGGUGGCAUCGUCCAACUACAACACGUCCAGGCUCCACCCGGACAUGUGGCAGAUCUUCGACAACCCUGUGGACUGGAGGGAGAAGUACGUCCACGAGAACUACUCCAAGAUCUUUGAAGAUGAGAAGGCCCAUGUGGAGCAGCCCUGUCCAGAUGUUUACUGGUUUCCAGCUUUCUCAGAGAAGAUGUGUGACCAGCUGGUAGAGACCAUGGAGGACCACGGCCAGUGGUCCGGUGGAUCGCAUACGGAUGAGCGUCUGGCUGGCGGCUAUGAAAACGUCCCGACUGUGGAUAUCCACAUGAACCAGAUCGGCUUUGAGAAGGAGUGGCUCAAAUUCCUCAAAGAUUACAUUUCUCCUGUCACCGAGAAACUCUAUCCUGGCUAUUACCCCAGGGCCCAAGCCAUCAUGAACUUUGUGGUGCGUUACCGUCCUGACGAGCAGCCAUUUCUGCGGCCGCAUCACGAUUCCUCCACCUUCACCAUCAACAUCGCCCUGAACAGGAAGGGCAUCGACUACGAGGGUGGAGGCUGCAGAUUCCUGCGGUACGACUGUAAGGUGGAGUCUCCCAGAAAGGGCUGGUCCUUCAUGCACCCAGGUCGCCUGACGCACUACCACGAAGGCCUGCGUGUCACCAAAGGGACCAGAUACAUCAUGGUGUCCUUCGUCGACCCCUAAACACGACGAGCGUGUGCGUAAAAGGCUGUUUGUGUGUGUGUGAGUGUGAGAAGAUUAGUCAACCUCAUCAUCAUAGAGUCAUAAAGGAGGAGAUGUGAUGACCUUGAAUGCAUCAUGAUAUCAUUUCACUGUGUCCUUAUUUCAGGUGUAUAUAAGAGAUCUGACUGUCCCUGAACACAUCGGUGUUGACAUUUCAGAGUUUUCUAUUUUUACUUUAUCUUCAUUCAUAAUUUUAGAGAAACAAAUAAAAACGGGAGAGUUUGAAGACACUCCUCCAGACACUUCAAAAUAAGAGCCUCGUGUAGAGGUUAACUCAGUUAUCACCGUGCUGCCUUACCUUUAAACGCUACCUGAAUCUAUGCAAGCAAAACACUCCACGUCUAUCAGCUGUUACAUCACAGUCCAGAAAGAUUCCCUCUGGUACCGUGUAGAUGUUCCAGUAUUACCAACGAGGUCAAGUCCAUCUCAGAAACACGUCACAUGGAUAUUCCAGAGUUUAAUUCCUCCAUGAUCAGUGAAUGUGAUACAGAGAUACUCUGUGCCACAUUUAACAGAAACUGAGUCUGUUUGGUUAAAACUGAGUUUUAAGGACGUGAAGCUCCACUUUAAACUGUUACUUUGAAACACUAAAGGCCUUUUAUGUAUCUCUGUUUUAUUCUUUGUUGUUUAGUUUUUUAAUUUCCUUUUUUAAAUCUGCAUCUGUUAGCGUUUUCAUCGGGUAGUCGUGGUCGUGGUGUGAAACACCUCCUCCUGCAGGAUUUAUGUCCUUAUUUAAAAAUGCUGUGAUGUUUCGAGUCUGAGGAGCAGCGUUUCCACCCGGCCUCUGGUUUGCUUUCUAUACAUGUCUGUUUAUCUAAAGUCUCUGGCUUUGUACAAACUGCAUUAAAUUAUUUGUUGAUGACUGACUGAAUAAAGUUUGAGAUUUUAAUAAAAAAAAGAACUGUCACA
Messenger RNA from Archocentrus centrarchus (flier cichlid), 3290 nucleotides. RefSeq names its product procollagen-lysine, 2-oxoglutarate 5-dioxygenase 3 (gene plod3). The transcript is spliced from 19 exons. The record is from RefSeq and is a predicted model, not a curated record. Gene Ontology annotation, biological process: peptidyl-lysine hydroxylation. Gene Ontology annotation, cellular component: endoplasmic reticulum. Gene Ontology annotation, molecular function: iron ion binding; procollagen-lysine 5-dioxygenase activity; procollagen glucosyltransferase activity. The coding region runs from base 144 to 2342 and encodes 732 amino acids. Lineage: Eukaryota; Metazoa; Chordata; Actinopteri; Cichliformes; Cichlidae.